Acromyrmex echinatior (Panamanian leafcutter ant) is the source of this 1714-nucleotide messenger RNA. Its product is annotated as luciferin 4-monooxygenase. Gene Ontology annotation, molecular function: CoA-ligase activity. NCBI's taxonomy places the organism in Eukaryota, Metazoa, Arthropoda, Insecta, Hymenoptera, Formicidae. The record is from RefSeq and is a predicted model, not a curated record.
ACAAAAAUUAUUAAAGAAUUUAUAAAGAUGUGUGAACGAAUGACAGCAAUUGAUAACAGCAAGAAACUCCAUUAUCACGAUGCUAUUCGUGAAUUCAGAAUAGAAGACAAUAUUCUAACAGGAAAAGAAAUACCAAUAAAUAGAGAACCUGUUAAUAUAUCCGAAGUGCUACUUAAAACGUUGAAGAGCAAACCAAACUGCAUCGGCCAGGUGGAUGCACUUUCUGGUGAACAGGACACUUACGCCGAUAUGAGUGAACGCAGCAUUAAAUGCGCCCUUUGGUUACAGAAGCAAGGCGUUAAGCCUGGCGAUAUAAUUGGUCUUUGCUGUGAUAAUGACAUGAACGCAAUCAUAAUUAUGUUGGGCACUAUGUACAUAGGUGCUAUAUCUAAUCCUUGGGACAACGAGUUAUCUCCAAUGACAGCACGAUAUUUUCUUUCGUUAACAUCACCAAAAAUAGUUUUUGCGAUGCCGUCAUUGGUUCCGAUUUUAGAAGAAGCAAUGAAAGAGUUGCAAAUGAAUAUGAAAAUAGUAGUUUCCCAUAAAUUAAAUGGAUACACAUCCGUGGAGGAUAUCUUGAGUGAUCACGAGAUUAACGAGAUCAUUGAAUUUAAAUGUGCCAAGAUCAGCAGCCCCGACGAUGUUGCUCUCCUCUCUCUCUCAUCAGGUACUACGGGCAUGCCAAAGGCUACCGAGAUAUCGCACUCAUCUUUAUAUAAUUGCUUACUUCCCGAAAAAGUCACGGAAUUAGAAGGUCAUACUGGUCUGUGGACACACACAUUGCGUUGGCACUACGGGGUCCAAUUAGCAUUUCAUGCCAUCUUAGCGUAUUCGACAAAAAUUCUUGCACCCUGUAGCAUAAUACUUAAUGACGACGAUGAAGCAAUAUGUCGAUUUAUCGAAAAAUAUCGAGUAACAUGGUUUUCCACCGAACCAGGCAUGCUAAUUCGAUUUUAUAAGAGCGAUUUAUUGGAGAAAUAUAAAUUGCUGACUUUAAAAGAAGUAAUGAGUACUGGUGCUAAUUUAGGAAAGGAGCAUCAAAUAGCUUUGGCAAAGAAAUUACCUCAUGCUUUCAUUACUACUGGUUAUGGAUCUACGGAUGCAGGAGCUGAUGUAACCGUUAUGAUCAAAGGUUGCAAACUAGGAUCUAUUGGUUUUGUCGUACCUAACGUUCGAAUAAAAGUGACGGAUGUAGAAACUGGGAAAACUUUGGGAGCUAAUCAAAAUGGAGAAUUACGUUUGAAACUGCCUUGCAUAAUGAAUGGUUAUUAUAAGAGACCUGAAGAGACUGAACGAGCUUUCGAUUCUGAAGGUUGGUUACUUAGUGGCGACAUAGGAUAUUAUGAUGAUGACGGAAAUGUUUUCCUCAUCGAUAGAAUAUCUCAAUUUAUCAUCUUCCAUGGUAUUAAUAUUUCUACCGCAGAAAUCGAGAACGUUUUGAAGACACAUCCUGCGGUAUCUCAAGUAGCGGUAAUAGGAAUACCACAUGAAAUUGCGGGUCAGCAUCCAAAAGCUGUCGUUUCUCGAAUGCCACAUAAAACGGUAACGGAAGAGGAGCUCCAUGAUUUGGUAGCGACAAAUCUACCAGAAUAUUGUAAACUUCGCGGUGGAGUUACAUUCCUCGAUAAACUCCCACGCACAGCUACAGGCAAAAUUGCGAAGAAGCAACUGCGAAAUAUGUUUGUGAAUUAAAAUACUACUGCACAUAUACAAA